This is a messenger RNA of Cladocopium goreaui, 4215 nucleotides long. NCBI's taxonomy places the organism in Eukaryota, Dinophyceae, Suessiales, Symbiodiniaceae. The record is from the annotation of a GenBank genome assembly.
AUGUCCACUGCAGCCACACGGCGCUUGCACCGUGAGUUGCAACUGGUGCAACGGGAACCCAGCUGGGGGGUCUCCGCAGCCCCUCUGUCGGAGGACCUUUACACGUGGCAUUGCAAUGUGGCAGGCCAGCCACCAGCAGGUGGUGCACCGGUGAUUCUUCACCUAGAGCUAACCUUCAGCGCAGAAUAUCCUGUACGACCUCCCCGGGUGGAAGUGCUUGGAAGUACCGUCACGCAUCCCAAUGUAUUUUCAACCUUCAUUUGCUUGGACAUGCUGGAGGGAGGGGAGUGGGCAUCAGAUGAAGAGAAACGCCGGCCAUAUAUGGGUUGGAGCUCGGCAUACAGUAUCCUGGCGAUCCUUCGGCAGCUGCAAACCUUCUUCUUUGAGGGGGAUGGCACUCAGUGGUGGAAGUGUCAACUCUGUACCCUCCACAAUCCCAUGAAGAACAAACGCUGCGAAGCCUGCGACACCACACGUGGUGCCCGCGAUGCCAUUGGCAUCAAUGUGGAGCACACUCCACAUUUCCAAUGCCGCUGCGGACACCAACCAUGUGGUCCCCACUGGCCACCUUUUCCUCAAAGUGUGGAAUGUGAUGAUGCCCCAGUCGCCAACGUUUUGCCUGAGGCAUGCCUCGAGAACUCGUGCGUUAUUUGCCUUGGGCACUUGGACGAUGAUGCGCGCGGUGCGCUGAAAGGAGCACCAGCAGCGCGACCGUUGGCACAAUUAGUGGACCGAGAGGGGCAGUUGACCUGCAAGCAUUUCUUUCAUUUGCCUUGCGCCCAGCAGCUCAAGUCCAACUUUUGCCCUCUGUGCCGCUCACCUUUCGCACGGGUGGCUGCUUUGCCAGACCAGCAGACGGUCAGACGAGCAGCGAAGAGCGAACUGAGUCCCGAACCUUUGUGCCAAAAAGCUUUGGAACAAAUGGCACGCUUCGCGGGCUGGCCCUUGGGAAUAGUGAUUCAGUUGAUGUCCUUUCUCCGGCGUCACGAACGUGUUUGCCUCUCCUUCGCCGUCCCUGCUUGGCAGGAAGCCGCCGCAGCCCCGCUGUUUUGGGAGGCGCAAGAGGUGCAGUGCUUCCAUGAAAAGACGGGCCCCAACGAGGACGUCAUCGGCAUUGGCGUCUUGGCGCAGGGCCGCGGGCGCCUGGCCACGUUGACGGCACAUUUCGAUGCCAUCUCUCGCACGGCCUGGCAGGGUGGCCUAAGGAAGGCGGCCUGGAAGGAGCCCUUGAGCCACUGGUUGCCAUUAUUCAUCCAUGAGCAGCACUCUAGGGCUGCCGCCGAACUUCUCUCGGAAUGUUUGCGCUCGUUGGCCGAUUCUUGCAGUCAAGAGCAAGACUCCCACAUUCCUCCAUUAGUUUUCCAAACGUUGGAGGGCAGAGCACCUGCUGCUGUGGAUGCCAUCGUAGCUUUUCCGGAGAUGAUGCACCAAUUGAUGAAGCAGGUUUUGUACGGUGAUCGUCAUGCUUCCCUUAAGCUCUUGAAGGGUUACUUUGUGAUGCACCGACUGUUCCUGCACUGCUGCGAUCAGUGGCCAGAAAUUCGGGUGGCAGCUGACUUGGCCUUGCAGCAAUUUCUCAGGUCUGAGGAGGGUCGCACCAAGCAAUCCACGCCUUGGUUGGCUUAUAUUUUGCAACUGCUGACCAUCUCAAAUGUGGGAUGGGAUGAUGUGAAGAAACCGUUCCUGGAGGAAGCUUUGGCCCGCGAGGUUCAGUUCAUCUUGCCUCGCUAUCCCAAAUAUUGCCCCACCCUGCCAGAGGAAGAGACACAGGCGGCGCCGGAACUUCCCAGCGAGUGGACCAUCACGGAUCAGAUCCCCGGCUCGGACCAGCUGUCGGCCUCCAGGGCCACGGAACUCUCACGACACAGCAUUCGUGGAGCAGAGCGUGGAUGGACCUGCAUCUCUGGGGUGGCUCGUGGUACAGGAUCCAGCGCAUUCUCUGUGCAGAUUCGCAGCAUGCCAGCGGACAGCGCUAUCCGCAUUGGAUGGGUUUCUGGAGAGGGCGACCUGUUGGUGGGACAAUCUUCAGAAGCAUGGGGCUAUCACGCCUCCCGCAGCUAUGGCCAUUUUGGCUGGAAAGCCCAUGGAGGUCGAUGGACACGCUAUGGCCCACCCUUUGAAGAGGGAGACACCAUCACUGCAGUGGUGCAAGAGGGAGAGAUCUCAUUUAUGCGAAAUGGUCAGCCGUUAGGCGUUGCCUUCAAGGUCCAUAGCCAUCAGCUGCCGAAAGACGCCUCUGGCUUUCGUCCAGCGGUGGCAGUGCGUCGAGCUGCGGAAGUUCAUUUGAUAGCUGAAGCUCCAGAGAUGCAGUUGAGCUUCAGCCCCGAAGAGCAAAGGGAUGUGGCGUGGGAUGCCAAUCGCCGUGGCAACACUCUGAUCAUGUUCCAAGUGUUCUUCCUCUCGUUGGUUCGACCGAAGGGUGGCAUGCAAGACUGGUCUGCCCUGAAAGAGGAGUACGACAAGCGCUACGGCUUUCCAGCGCCGGAGAUGUCAGCAGCUCUCUUCGAAAUGUUCAGUGAAGUCCAUCAGAUUCGCGAGCUGCCUGGACACGUUGCGUGGCGAAAAUUCCUAGACCUCAUUGGCUUUCCAGACCUUGGAACGGAGGAGCUUCAGGUACUGCUGCGCCAGGGCUACGAACGUGCCAAGACGAUGGGCUACAAGCAGGGCCACAAGUGGCUGUGGCGCUUCAUGCGGCGCCGCGACUUUGGCCGAUUUGAGGCCUGUUUGGAUGCCAUGCAAAAUCGAGGCAUUGCCUUCGACGAGGUGACCUACAACUUUGCCAUGUACGGUGUACUCUUGAAUAAGAAGCAAGAUGAUGAGCUCGCUCGGCAGGUCCUUCUGGACAUGGAAGAAGAGGGGCGCUUUCACCCCGCACUACUCAGACUCCAGCGAGGUUUCUUGGAGUCCUACUUCGAGUUGAAGGCGGUGGAGGCUACCCCGAAUCGUUGGAACUUACUGAAGGUGACGCGAACCUUCUGGCAGAUCUCUGUGAAUUUUAAACGGAAGCGUGUCAAAGAUACACGUGCUGGGCUGGCAGCAGGGAACAAUCCAAAUCCUGGCGUCGCAGCGCCACUGGGGUCCAACCCUUUCGCCCCUGCGCCUGUGGGACAAGCUGCUGGCGCUGGCGCUGGCGCUGCGCGGGCUGGGGUGCCGGAUGAAGCAGCCACGGGUCCCAUGUUGGGCAAAGGUUCGGAGCUGGAGAAGGUCUACUACAUGCCGCACAACAUGGGUCACAAUGAUGGUGUGAACUGCAUGAUCAUGGCAGAGGGGAAGAUUUUCUCUGGCGGCCGUGAUGAAAAUCUGUUUGUGUGGCGGCCCGAGCGCAGUCCUUCAGGGGAGAUGCAGUUGGUACAGGACUGCCCUGAGAUUCGCUUGGGCUCCAGUAUCACUUCUCUCUGCUACGAGGCGUCCUCCACAUGGCUCUUCUGUGGCCUUUGGAGUGGGGCCAUCCGAGCUUUCUGCAAGCAACCCGUAAAGGAUGAGCAGCUCCUAGGACACAAACGAUCAGUGACCUGCCUCCAGGUUCACAGUUCCGUUCUGAUCUCCGGCUCCAACGAAGGCACCGUGCGGCUCUGGACCAUUGGUCCCACCGGAAGCUUCCAAUGCCAUGGACAGCCGCUCACCAAUCCUUCGGGUCCUGUGAAUUGCCUGCGGGUCUUCAACGGGGCCUUGUGGGUCGGUGGCCAGCAGGGUAUCACCUGCUUUGAUUUGGAGUCUCUACAAGCGCGGGGGACCAUCGCCUCGCAGCAUCCAAUUACAGGACUGCUGCAGUUUGAGAAUUUCAUGAUCGCUACCUUUCGCAAUGGCGAAGUGAGCAUUUAUGAUGCCUCAGGGGCACAGAUCUUCAACCGCCAACCGAUGGGAGAGCACACCUCUAAUACUGCAGUGCAGCUGAUGAUGCACCCAGUGGCCAACAAGCCGAUGCUGCUGUGUGGCCAGACCUUGGGCUACAUCACUGCGUAUGACUUGCCGGAGUUUCGACCUCGCGGUAGUUUUUGCUGCAAGGACAGAUCAGAUGUGAAAGCCAUCGUGGAUGCUCAAAGUGAGGGACUUUUCCUCACCGCUGGCCUCCACGGCGAUAUCAUCAUUUGGCGGUGGACCCAGGGUGGCCCCCAGACUUCUGUGAGCCCCUUUGCGCCGUCCCCCUUUGGUGCUCCUGGCGGGAUGCCUGGAAUGCCCGCAACGGCUCAACCUUGCGGGGGGAUGAUGAUGUAA